CGAAAAGUUGAAAAAACAAAGGAAAAAUUUUUAAAUUUUAUCGCGCAGAUUCUUAAAAAUGGCAAAACUUGUACCGUGAACUCAAAAAGCGCGUAAAAAAUUAUUAAAAUUGAUUGAAAUUCUUUAAAAAGUAGUUCUAACAAGAAUUUUGGGUCAAAAAUGAUGCAACAAAGAUUUUCAAUUGUCGAAUAUUAUGGCGAAGGUCCGGGACAUCGUUGCGGAUAUUGCAAAAGUUCAUCGACAAGCUUGUCGCACGGAAUGUGGAGUCAUAUACUCACAGCGCAAGAUUAUCAAGACUUGAUAAAUCGCGGUUGGCGUCGUUCCGGGAAAUAUUGCUACAAACCGAAUAAUAAGAGAACUUGUUGUCCAUUGUACACGAUAAAGUGCGAUGCAAUUAACUUCAAAUUGAGCAAAACACACAAGAAAAUCCUAAAAAGGAUGAACAAAUUCUUACGAGAUGGAAGCAAAAAUGUACAAGACGAAGAUAAAAAUGCAGAAAAACGACAAGAUACGGAACGAGAAGAUAACGCUGAUGGGCAUGAAAUGUUUAUGCAACCAAAUAAAGCUCCCGUUACGCUUUGUUCGAUGAAUGAAAUAACGGAAAUGGAUUGCGGAGAUGUUCCUGUUGAAGUGUCAAAGACGACAACUCAAAAAAGUGAAGUUACGCCAUCGAAAAAUCAACAAGAAAUUAAUGCAACAAAAGGACCUGAUCCAAAUAAACCAAUUUGCAAGAAAGCAAAAGAGCUGCGACUUGAAAGGAAAAUGGCAAAAUUAGCGGAAAAGGGAUUGACGAUGCCUGAAGUUACGGGAAACGGUGUAAAAGCAAAUCAAGAAAAAACUUUGGAACAGUUUCUCGCUGAAGAGCCCGUCGGAGCUAAUGCUAAACACAAAUUGAAGUUUUCAAUUGUUGCGGUUGACAGUAGCGAAUAUCGGAAGACACUUGAGACGGAGUUUGAUUUGUACAAAAAGUAUCAAACCAUUGUGCAUGACGAUCCGCCAUCUGACAUCAGUGAAUUCGAGGAGUUUUUGGUAGAUAGUCCGUUGGAGAUACAAAAAGAUGCUGAUGCUCCUCCAAUGGGAUACGGAUCUUUUCAUCAACAGUAUUGGCUUGACAAUCGUUUGAUUGCUGUUGCCGUUAUUGAUAUUUUACCUCAAUGCGUUAGUUCUGUGUACUUUUUCUAUGACCCUGAUUUCUCUUUUCUUUCGUUGGGCACGUACGCGAGUCUUCGUGAAAUUGCAUUAACACGCGAAUUGCAAGCAACAACUUCUAGUCUCUCUAACUAUUACAUGGGAUUUUACAUUCAUUCGUGCCCCAAAAUGCGAUACAAGGGAAAAUUGUAUCCAUCGUACUUGCUGUGUCCCGAAACUUAUACGUGGCAUUUGUUGGAUGACGCAAUUCGAAAGCGUUUGGAUGUCGAAAAGUAUCAACGUUUCAAUCCGAAUGCUGAUGCAACAGAUCCCGAGGCCUUACAACAGAAUGACAUUUUGCUCACGAAAGUGCUUUACGGCAGAAAUAUCAUGCAUUAUGGAACGUAUGUUGAUCAUGCGGAAAAAGAUGAAAGCGAAGAAGUUCGUGAAUACGGAAAUCUCAUUGGAAGAAGUUGUUCACGCAGAAUUGUCCUAUUUAGAGGAUAAACUCUUCUGUAUUUGCUUACUUUAAACUUAUAUUGCAAUUAAACACUAAAUAAAAAUGAAAUAAAAUCAAAAAUUAAAAA
Molecule: messenger RNA, 1715 nt
Organism: Culicoides brevitarsis
Lineage: Eukaryota; Metazoa; Arthropoda; Insecta; Diptera; Ceratopogonidae
Product: arginyl-tRNA--protein transferase 1-like
Exons: 5
Coding region: 160-1635 (491 amino acids)
Biological process (GO): protein arginylation
Cellular component (GO): cytoplasm
Molecular function (GO): arginyl-tRNA--protein transferase activity
Source: RefSeq, a predicted model, not a curated record